Molecule: messenger RNA, 1466 nt
Organism: Ostrea edulis (European flat oyster)
Lineage: Eukaryota; Metazoa; Mollusca; Bivalvia; Ostreida; Ostreidae
Product: ubiquitin carboxyl-terminal hydrolase-like
Exons: 10
Coding region: 243-914 (223 amino acids)
Biological process (GO): protein deubiquitination; ubiquitin-dependent protein catabolic process
Cellular component (GO): cytoplasm
Molecular function (GO): cysteine-type deubiquitinase activity
Source: RefSeq, a predicted model, not a curated record
UAGAGAUUAUAGCGUUCUUAUUUCUAGAAUAUUCGUUCAUUGAUAUAUAAAAUGGGUCCAAGAAAUGCUCUGGAUUCAAAACCCAGGACACGAUAAUUCGGAUCGAUUCGGAUAUAAUAUUGAAAGACGGUGUACGUAUAGUGAUAUACCAGAAACAGCGAUCACAGGAAAUCGGAAAUCAACCAGGAACGACGUAACCAAUAUCCUCAAAGCACUUCUCGAGUGAAAGCGAAACAAGAAACAUGGCAGAAAAAAUCAGUUGGAUACCGCUAGAGUCAAACCCGGACGUUUUGAACAAGUACAUUCACAAUUUGGGUGUAUCCGAAGAAUGGCAGUUUGCGGAUGUCUUUGGCUUGGAGGAUGAAUUGUUGCUAAUGGUCCCCAGGCCCGUGGCUGCUGUGGUUCUCUUGUAUCCAAUCACGGAGAAGUCUGAGGCAACACGUAUUGGUGAAUACAAAACAGAUUCUGGCCUGUAUUUUGUGAAACAGACAAUCAGAAAUGCUUGUGGUACUAUAGCAAUUGUACAUGCACUUGCCAAUAAUGAGAAAAAUAUAACUUUCAAAGAUGACAAAUAUUUUACCAAGUUCCUCAAAAACACUGCCAAUAUGACAGCUGAUGAGAGAGCAGAGUUUCUACAAGCUGACCAGGACAUGGGAUUGGCUCAUGAUGACACAGCACAAGAAGGACAGACUAAGGCCCCGCCAAGUGACUCUAAAGUCAACACCCACUUUGUUUCAUUUGUGUGCAAAGAUGGAGGACUGUACCAACUCAAUGGCCGAGAUGAAGCACCUGUUUACCAUGGACCAACUUCUCAGGACACAUUGUUAGAGGAUGCUGCAAAAGUGGUUAAAGAGUUUAUGGCGAGAGAUCCGGAGGAGCUUAACUUUACGCUGAUGGCCCUGAGCAAAGCUUAGUGAAAAAUUCAUGCUCAUUUGGCCAAGAUUCGAUAAUCGUCAAGCUGGCUUAAUUGGUGCACCAGUACUCCACAAGAACUAUAUGUAUUAAGAUCUCUCAUCUGAAGUAUUUUUUGCUUGACACGUGGGGCCCUAACUCUGCUUUCUGUGAUCCAGUCAUCUUUGUCAGUGCCGUUAUUGUGAAAUGCAAAUAAACGUUCAAUGUUUGUUAACUUUGUAUUGAUGUAAAUAAGUUCCAACAAUUUAUUGUACAUGUAGUUUACUUCAAGUAUUCAGGACUUUCAGCAUUGCAAUAUAUCAAAAUAGUUUUACAUGUACAGAUUUGUUAUAUUUUGUGGUUUAAAGAAUCAUAACAAUGUUUCUUUACAAUUUGCUUUCUUUCGGUAGUAUAUCUGACUACAAACAAGAUAUAAUUGACUGACAGUAUCCUUGGGGAAUUUCAUGUUGCAAUACCAUCCUGGUACAGAGGCAAUGGCUGCUUGAUUCUUGUCUGCACUGUGAAAUGCUAUAAGCCUUUGAUUGUCACAAUAAAGUUAAAUGUGUUUCAUGGAA